Lipotes vexillifer (Yangtze River dolphin) is the source of this 916-nucleotide messenger RNA. NCBI's taxonomy places the organism in Eukaryota, Metazoa, Chordata, Mammalia, Artiodactyla, Lipotidae. The record is from RefSeq and is a predicted model, not a curated record.
GAAGGGAGAUGUGGCUGGGGCUUCACCUGCCUCACUAUGUCUGCCAUUUUCAAUUUUCAGAGUCUGUUGACUGUAAUCUUGCUGUUCCUAUGUACCUGUGCUUAUAUCCAAUCCUUGGCACUCAGCCUUCUGUACAGAAAUAAAACUGGGCUGUUGGGUAUAUUUUGGAAGUGUGUCAGAAUUGGUGAACGGAACAGUCCUUAUGUUGUGGUAUGCUGUAUUGUGGUGGCCUUCAGCAUCCUCUUCAUACAGUAGCUUGGAAAAAUGCCAGAAUUCAGUUGCCAUCAGAUUUAAAUAUGAAAAAAAUAAAGGACUUAUCUUCAGAAAAUAAUGGAAAGAAUGGUUAACAAUUUUAUCUCUGAACAUUGAAUGAGAUAAAUUUUCAGCUGUUUUUCUCUAUUUUAGUUAUUGGACCAAUUUCUAUAUAAAUAAUUAGGAUAUAACCAUUUAAUACACAGAGUUUAAAUAUGUCUGUAACAAUCAACCUCAGUACUGUCACUACAAUAUUACAUUCUGCAUAUGUCAUUCUGUUGUGUCAGAUACCAGUUUUUAGUGAGGUAUCUUUAAGGCACAUAGGCAAAAACAAAAUUGGUAAAUUAAGUUCCUUUCACUGUGAUUUGGAAACGAUAAUUCUUUAUAGAAUGAGACUUUUUUUGGACUAGUUUUUUUAUUGAAAAAGAAAAAAGUUCAAUUCGCAUUGGUAAGGAUUGCAUUCAUAUUUAAUAAUGCUUGCUUUUCCUCUGGUCACAUCAUUUUGAGCAUUAACCAGAGUACCUCUACUCCUAGCAAAGUGUAGUUUAUUACAGGUGUUUAAACUAUUUAAAACAAGCCUAUGCAGUUCUUAAGGAGGAAGAUAAAUGAGAAGUGACUUAAGAGUGCUAUUGAGAAAAUGUUCCUAUUUAACAUAAGAGAAUUC